AUGCUGACAGAAUUGUCAACUGCUGCAGUCGCUGGGGAACUCAUGAUUGUUUCUUCUAGUUCACGACGAAGAUCUUGGUCCGAUACAGGAUCUCCUCUUUUGCGAGAUAAAAGCGACGGUUUGAUAUCUCGUCGGAGUGCAAGGAUAAGCUAUGUUGCCGUUCCAGGGAAAAGCACAGAGAGGAUAAAAAUCAACGUUAGUGGGAAAAAAUACGAGCUAACGUACUCCAGGCUGUUGAAAUUUCCGAAAAGUCUGCUCGCUCAAUCAAGACGAAGAGCGUUUUUCUACGACGAAGAUAAGGACGAACUUUUCUUCGAUAGAAACCGAAUCGCAUUUGAAAGUGUGUACCAUUUUUACCAAACCGCUGGCGAGUUUCUCCAACCUGAGCAUAUUCCCCACGAAAUUUUGACGAGAGAAAUGCAAUUUUUUGGUCUCACGGAGUACCUAUCGAAAGACACAACAGUUCGCAGGCCUAAACGUAGUAUACGCCCAAGUAACCGGUACCAAAGAAUGGUAUGGGAACUCUUUGAAAAUCCCGGGGCUAAUAUUGUCGCUCGCAUUGUUAACUUGCUUCUUUUACUAUUGAUUAUUUUGUCUGUCAUUUUACUGUGCAUUGAAACCCUUCCAGAGUUUAGCGACGCAAAUAUGUCGCCCGUUUCGAGGAACGUGAUACCUGAAAACGAGACGGUAAACAAGACUCUCUACAACAAACAGCUCCAUAGUGAUCAUAAAGAGGCAAACUACACUUCAUCGAGCAAACUACAAAAACUCUUCAUUAUCGAGGCAUUCUGCGUUGCCUGUUUUACGUUAGAAGUGCUAAUCCGUUUCGCAGCCUCUCCUGAUAAGCUGCGAUUUUUCCGGAACCUUCUUAACGGUUUUGAUCUUCUUGCCGUCCUGCCGUUUUACGUUACCAUCUUAGUUUCCACUCUUCCAUCUUCAGUACAAUCCGCCUACGUUUUGCGCGUGUUCCGUCUUUUGCGUUUACUCCGUUUUGUAAAAAUUUACCGCUACAGCUCCGCUGCUCAGAUAUUUGUCCAGACCAUACGGGAAUGCAUCAGUGAUAUUUUAACUUUGGCUUUCUUGAUCCUUAUGACCACGGUUGUUUUUGCAAGUUGCAGUUAUUACUUUGAACAGGAAAACCAAGGAACCAACUUUGUGAGUAUUCCUGCAACCUGCUGGUGGGCUGUUGUGACAAUGAGUAGCGUUGGGUAUGGAGAUAUGGUUCCUGUCACCAUUGGUAAGUUGCAACUAUUUUUAGUUUUCUCUCUACACUAAAUCUGUGGAUAAAUAUGCUUGCAUAAACAUGCGUUAUUAUUCACUUAAAAUGUUUCUCCAUUUCUGAUUGGCUCAACAUCCCUGGCUAAUUCUUCAUAACCAGCUAGCGUUGACCAGCCUGCUUCGAGUUUUGCCUCUGGCGCAAGCUAGUGUUGACCAAUUUGGCAGACGUUUGGGUUAUCCGGGAAAAUUACGUCAAUAAUAGUACAGGCCAUCGGCAGAAAAAGGGUCGCCAACCGAGAUAGACUAGGAACGAGGUUGCAUUAGCUCAGUUGUUUUAGUAGAGUUGGAGAAAAUGGCGGAAUAUUUCACACUGAAUUCUGCAAAGCUGAUCGCACUACGUGAAAAAUAACUUUGCAAGACAUCAACACGACACCGAAAGAACCAAAAACAGAGCAGGAUCGUAGCCGUAGACAGCUGUUUCGCCCUUUUUGGGGCUCGUCAGGACGGCGCAACGGAAUAUUUCACACGUUUUGCGAAGAAGAAAUUCUGAGCUCACAGUUGUGUCGCACGUCACUAAAGCAUUACUUGCUGUUUCAACCUCGUCUCCCAAGAUCUUCUCGUUUUCCGAUAUGAAAAGAGAAGACCCUGGGGACGUGGUUGCAAGAGUUUAGGAAAUGAGGGGGCGGCUGUACACAGGCUGACGCGGAGAGCGUGCGUGUGAUAGUAAGGGGGCCGUCAGAGUUCUUUCUCUCUGCUCUCAUUUUUCUUUAGCCGCGACAGAGGCCUCUGUUAGCAGGGAAGCAUGGAUAACUUAUGAACAUUAACUGCAAAGGACUGCAAACGAAUAUGCCUCAGAACGUACUCAGAGGAUCUAUAGAAGACCUGAUAGGCAAAAAUAUACCGAGUGGACCUAUUGAAAUCUGAUCGUAGACAUCACACCGAUAGAACCUGCACUUUAUGAGCCAAUCGAGGCAAACGCGCAGUUUGCGCGAAGUGCGAGUCGAGGGGACUCCUGCGAUUCGUGUAGAAUGCCGCGUUCACCUCGUUUGGCUCAUAAAGCGCCUGUUAUGCAGGUUAACAAAACCCAACACAGUUUCUACAAUGCAAGUUAGGAAUUAUGGACCUACUGUUCGUUUCAUAGCUAUAGAGUUAACUGACUUGACAGUGAUGCAUUUUGACCUUGAUCUUAUAUUCAAAUACUCCUUAUUACAGCAGGUAAAAUAUCUGGAGCACUUUGCGUCAUAUUUGGAGCAAUCAUUAUAACACCACUGCUGCCAAUCAUAGGAUCAAAGUUCAGCAGGAUCCAGGAACAAGCAAAACUCGGGAAGAUUUCACCCACGGAAAUAAUUCCCGGUGAAAGUUCAUCUACGUCUGAAGAAUCAGUUGUGAUGAAUGCUAAUGUGGAGAGUCAGCUGACUCUUUCCGUUCGAAGCCACAGCGCACGACCGAGAAGCGUGUCCAUUCUUUAG
Messenger RNA from Porites evermanni, 2687 nucleotides. NCBI's taxonomy places the organism in Eukaryota, Metazoa, Cnidaria, Anthozoa, Scleractinia, Poritidae. The record is from the annotation of a GenBank genome assembly.